Molecule: messenger RNA, 309 nt
Organism: Racocetra persica
Lineage: Eukaryota; Fungi; Glomeromycota; Glomeromycetes; Diversisporales; Gigasporaceae
Source: the annotation of a GenBank genome assembly
AUGUUGUCAAAAGAAAUUUUAAAUGAAGUUCGACAUUACUACUGGGAAAGGCCGUACACGCAGUGGACGAUAAACACAUGGGACAAUUUUUAUUUCAUAAAUUAUUCCGAUAAGCCAAAAGUGUCGUCAUAUCGUGAUUUAGGUAAAGAAUUGAAAGUGUUGGUAGAGCUAUUAGGGCCUGAGACGAAAGAAGGGAAGAAAGCGUUAGCACUAAAGCGUCAACUGAAGAUUUUUAUUUUUACAUGUUCUUUAGAAUGUGAAAAUAUUAACGCGAAUAGGGCUUCUGUGACGUGCACAUCUUACUAUUAG